AUGACAUCCACCCAAUGGGGCAGCAAGACUGUGUGCGUUCGGAUCAAUCCUAUGGAUACGCCACUUUGGGAAGCGGAUGUUACCUCCACGCUGAAGCUGGAAAAGCCUGAUAUGCUCGUGGUGCCCAAAGUCUCCAGUCCGGCGGACCUUGACAAGCUCGCUGCCAAACUGGCC
Messenger RNA from Symbiodinium pilosum, 174 nucleotides. The record is from the annotation of a GenBank genome assembly. NCBI's taxonomy places the organism in Eukaryota, Dinophyceae, Suessiales, Symbiodiniaceae.